This is a messenger RNA of Annulohypoxylon truncatum, 1215 nucleotides long. Its product is annotated as CHD5-like protein-domain-containing protein. Gene Ontology annotation, biological process: tail-anchored membrane protein insertion into ER membrane. Bases 127 to 780 code for a protein of 217 amino acids. Gene Ontology annotation, cellular component: GET complex. The record is from RefSeq and is a predicted model, not a curated record. The transcript is spliced from 3 exons. NCBI's taxonomy places the organism in Eukaryota, Fungi, Ascomycota, Sordariomycetes, Xylariales, Hypoxylaceae.
AUCGGAUAAGGCCACGAUUUCAAGGUUCAGAGCUUCUAGUCUUCGCGGCCAAACUUACCCUCAAAGUUGUGACGUAUCUUUUGCAACUCCAGUGUAGCUGUAUUUGGGGACGAAAAAGACAGAGAAAUGUUGUCCAUAUCCCUACUUCUCUUGGUAUUUCUCGUCGAGCUAGGCGCUCAUCUGGUAAAUACCGUGGGCGCCGCGACGAUAAAUAAUCUACUAUGGAACCUGUAUCUAGCCCUCCCGACACAGACCUCGGCGCAAGCCGCAGAGCAGAAGAAGCUGCAAAAAGAAUAUCUCUCCCUCCGCCGCGACCUGAAUGCUACGAGCAGCCAGGAUCAGUUUGCGAAAUGGGCGAAGCUCCGACGACAGCAUGACAAGCUCCUCGAGCAGCUGGAGAAGAUGAAAACUUCCCACGAAGCCUCGAAGGCGACUUUCGAUCGAUCCGUCAACAUUGUACGUUGGUUGGCUACGACUGGCCUGAAAUUCGUCCUCCCCUUCUGGUAUGCAAAGCAGCCGAUGUUCUGGCUUCCGCAAGGCUGGUUCCCGUACUACGUCGAAUGGAUCCUAUCCUUCCCACGAGCACCCAUCGGCAGCGUUAGCAUCGCAUCAUGGCAGACAGCUUGCACCGGAGUGGUCUUGUUGAUCAGUGAUACUAUCGCUGCAAUUCUAGGGUUGCUGCUGGGCGCAAAGAUGGCUCAGAAGCAACCAGUCGGGGUCGGCAUGGAGAAGGGUCCGAUACCCAAGUCACAGGAGGCGAAGAAUAAGAAGGAUUCAUGAAUACACGGGAUAACGGAAUACAUAGAUACAUAUGGACUACCGAGUUUACCUAUCAUAGUAGGUAGGAGGCAUGUCUCUCAUCUAAUUUGACGCAGAGUUUUUCAUCGCAGAAGCUAGGAACUCUGUAACACGAUUGAGAUGACUCUUGGCAGAGUACUUUGGGUCGCUCUAGGCAUCAUAUUGACUCUAACGACCAUCGAGAAGGGAGAUCGCCAAAGCUUCGAAAGUGCCAUCAACAUGUAUGUCAUAAUAGUCUUACCUUGAUAUGAUUCCUACGCUUUCCAUUUCGGCUCUAGGACAACUUUUAUCAUAGUCCUGAGCGUAUCUCGAGCGAAACCGGUAAUUUUGAUGUGCAAUUCAUAUUCCCCUUGAUUCACCAAGUACUCAACUUUGACAAUGAUGUGUAUAAAUCUUCUACCAUGAAGAAAUGACUUU